UGAAGUGACAUAUGUCAGCUGUUUAAAUAGCAAACACGAUUUACAACUAUUAAUUUUAACACGAUUAUAGUAGAUAAGUAGUUUACAUGUAUUAAGCUAGAAUAAUUAACAUGACUUAUUUAAAAUCAUGGGAGGAGUUUGAAAAAGCUGCCGAAAAAUUAUACAUUCAAUCUCCUACAAAAGUUAGAUAUACAAUGAAAUACGCUCAUUCAAAAAACCAUUUAAUUCUAAAAAUGACUGACGAUGUAAUUUGCCUACAGUUCAAGACAGAGAUAGCCCAAGAUGUGAGGAAAAUAGACAAGUUUAUAAAUAAUCUGUUGAGACAUAUGGUAUCAAAAGAACAUUAAAACUAUUAAAAAUUUUAUAUUUUUGUUAAAAGGUGGAUUAAAAGAUAUUGUGAA
Diorhabda sublineata is the source of this 401-nucleotide messenger RNA. RefSeq names its product signal recognition particle 9 kDa protein (gene Srp9). The record is from RefSeq and is a predicted model, not a curated record. The transcript is spliced from 2 exons. Lineage: Eukaryota; Metazoa; Arthropoda; Insecta; Coleoptera; Chrysomelidae. Gene Ontology annotation, molecular function: 7S RNA binding. Gene Ontology annotation, biological process: SRP-dependent cotranslational protein targeting to membrane; negative regulation of translational elongation. The coding region runs from base 111 to 347 and encodes 78 amino acids. Gene Ontology annotation, cellular component: signal recognition particle, endoplasmic reticulum targeting.